Molecule: messenger RNA, 1613 nt
Organism: Crotalus tigris (Tiger rattlesnake)
Lineage: Eukaryota; Metazoa; Chordata; Lepidosauria; Squamata; Viperidae
Gene: CUNH5orf63
Product: chromosome unknown C5orf63 homolog
Exons: 5
Coding region: 224-571 (115 amino acids)
Source: RefSeq, a predicted model, not a curated record
GGAAGUUAAACAAAGAGAGCAGCGAUCGCUCGCUGCUUGGGACUGGAACGGAUUCAGCUGUGAAAGAUCUGCUAAAGGAAAGUGGAAGUAAAUCUUUCCAAGAAGAGGAAGUUCUGAGCUGCAGAAGUAGGACUGAAUGGAACCAUGAAAAUAAUUGUAGAGAAGCUUAAAAGAGUGUGCUUCUGAUUUAUUAUUCAAGAAAAGAGGAGCUAGCAGGGCAAAGAUGCUGUGGCUUCAGAGUUGGACCUUGCAUCUCACAAAUUAUUCAAAAUCAUUUCAAAGGAUGUUGUGUGAAGCCAGUGCUAAACUACCAGUGUUAACGUUGUUCACCAAGCAUCCCUGUCCUUUAUGUGAAGAAGCCAAAAUGAUGCUUGAACCACAUAAACACAAGUUUAUUUUGGAGGAAAUAGAUAUAUCUCUACCAAACCAUUCAGUUUGGCUUGAAAAAUACAAGUAUGAAAUACCUGUCUUUCAUCUGAAUGGGAAAUUCUUAAUGAAGCAUCGGGUAGAUAUACAAAAACUAGAAAAUCAACUCUUGAAUUUGGAAUUACAAGAUGAAAGAAACAAAUGAAGAAGAAAAUGAAGAUAUUUAACUGCAAACCAUAAGGAUUGCAUUGAUCAUUUUUGUAUUGCCUUCGCUACAAAUAAAACCAUACCCUGCAGAUUUUAUAAUCAACUAUCAGAGUUGUUUGAUAACAUGUUUAUUUCAUAUUGACUAUGUUCUUCACUGACAGUAAACACAACGCUCAUUUUAGAGUUUUUUUUCAGUUGUCAUACAUCACACAUACGCUUUAGACUUUAUGCUACUACUAUACAAUAGAAUAUAAUUGUAUUAAUAAAUUUGAAGCAGCAUAAAGCUUGGUCCUAAAAUAAUUGAAACAAUAUGAAACCAAGUAAGCUUAUUGUCAAUUUCACCUUUAUUAUUAUAUUAGUUCUUAAACAUUUUAUAACUUUCUUUGGGUAUCAGUUUGCAUAGCUAACAAUAGAUUUCAUCUUAAUGCUAAAGUUAUAUAGCAGCCUUUCCUUCUAAAUAUGUUGGACUUUAACUUCCAUUAUUCUGUUGGCUUGGAAUUCAGUGCAUCUGGAAGGUUUCCAUCUGAGAGAAUUUGCCUAUAUAAGCACAGACAGUCCUCAGUUUACAGCCAUUUGUUUAGUGACUGUUUUAAGUUACAACAGCAGUGAAAAAACUGACUUAUGACCUUUUUUCACACGAUCAAAAUUGGGAAACUUGGCAACUGGCUCAUAUUUAUAACAGUUGCAGUAUCUCAGGGGUCACGUGAUCACCUUUGGCAACCUUCAGACAAGCAAAGUGUCAACUCUACAAUGAACCUGGCUGCAGCCAUUUUUGCUCGUUCUAGUUUGCCACAAGAAUGGGAGGGGGGUGCGGAGGAUUUCCACUAGCCUAUUUUACUGUCCCGUGGGAACCAAGGUCAUUUUUGUCAGUUAGAUGGGGGCAUGAGCAUUUGGUCAGAAAGCCUGCCAAAUUCUUCUAUUGGGGAACGUAGCUGAUUACAUCACACUGGGAUGGGAAGUUUAACUUUGUAAUAUUGUUUCUCUUUGAAAUGAACUUCAGACUUGGUUUCACCUUUGAUCAUGCCGAUACUAUGUAACCA